Messenger RNA from Talpa occidentalis (Iberian mole), 1008 nucleotides. Its product is annotated as olfactory receptor 6C2-like. Gene Ontology annotation, cellular component: membrane. The transcript is spliced from 2 exons. Gene Ontology annotation, molecular function: olfactory receptor activity; G protein-coupled receptor activity. NCBI's taxonomy places the organism in Eukaryota, Metazoa, Chordata, Mammalia, Eulipotyphla, Talpidae. The record is from RefSeq and is a predicted model, not a curated record. The coding region runs from base 67 to 1008 and encodes 313 amino acids. Gene Ontology annotation, biological process: G protein-coupled receptor signaling pathway.
CCUGAGAGUGGCUGCUUGAAAUAUGAAUCUUGAGGAGGACCACAUCCCCGUCGCCAGCUCAAGGCCAUGAUGACAAAUCACACAGUAAUCACAACAUUCAUCCUGCUGGGAUUGACAGACGACCCGAAUCUACAAGUUGUGAUAUUUAUACUUUUGUUUCUCACUUACAUGUUGAGUGUGGCUGGAAACAUCAUCAUUAUCGCCCUCACACUUUUGGAUUCCCAUCUUAAAACUCCCAUGUAUUUUUUCCUCCGAAAUUUCUCUUUCUUAGAAGUGUCAUUCACCACUGUCUGCAUUCCCAGAUUCCUGUAUACUCUGACAACUGGUGACAAUACCAUCACCUAUAAUGCUUGUGCCACCCAAUUAUUUUUUGUUGUCCUCUUUGGAGCAACAGAAUUUUUUCUCCUGGCUGCCAUGUCCUACGACCGCUACGUGGCCAUCUGUAAACCCCUGCACUACACCACCAUCAUGAGCAGCAGGAUCUGCACGAUGCUCGUCCUCUGCUGCUGGGUUGCUGGCCUGCUGAUCAUCCUCCCUCCUCUUAGCGUCGGCCUCCAGCUGGAAUUCUGUGACUCCAAUGUGAUUGAUCAUUUUGGCUGUGAUGCAACUCCUAUCUUACAGAUAACCUGCUCAGACACAGUGUUAAUAGAGAAAAUUGUUUUGAGUUUUGCAAUUUUAACACUCAUUGUUACCUUAGUGUGUGUGGUCCUCUCCUACACAUAUAUUGUCAAGACCAUUCUAAGAUUCCCAUCAGCCCAACAGAGGAAAAAGGCCUUUUCCACUUGCUCCUCCCACAUGAUUGUGGUCUCCAUCAGCUACGGGAGCUGCAUCUUCAUUUACAUCAAACCUUCAGCAAAGGAAGGUGUGGCCAUGAAUAAAGUGGUGUCCAUCCUCACUACUUCAGUUGCCCCUUUGCUUAACCCAUUCAUUUAUACACUUCGAAACAAGCAAGUGAAAGAUGCCUUCAAAAACACAGUAAAACAAAUUGCAUUUCUCACAAAGAAGUAA